This is a messenger RNA of Dentiscutata heterogama, 284 nucleotides long. NCBI's taxonomy places the organism in Eukaryota, Fungi, Glomeromycota, Glomeromycetes, Diversisporales, Gigasporaceae. The record is from the annotation of a GenBank genome assembly.
UCAGUAAACUAAUGGAAGAGCAAGACUUAAACCAAGAAAUCAAUGAGGUAAUAGAUAGCUAUAAUCUACCCAUAAGUAUUGAUUAUAACCACAUCAUCGCACAAAUUGAUAACCUUAUGGAAGCAUUAUUAAGACUGAAUCUAGAUAAUAAAGAGAAAAGCAGCAAUAGCAAAGUCAUUGUUGAAAGGAAAGACAAUAAUGAAUUGAAUCAUGAACCUACGGAUAAAAUGCUUAUAGUUAAUAAAACAGCACUAGAACAAGACAGAGAACUUGUGAAAGAAAUC